GGUUCUGUCGAUUUGUUCGCUUCCUUGUUCCAGACCGGUCCGCGAUUGUUAUUUUCGUCCCGUUCGUAUGCGGGAACUUAAAAAGAUACUUACUCGCGGAGGAUUUUCGGCUAGCCUUUUUUUCUUAGUGAGAACUGUCACUAUUGUUUGGAAUUGGUUUCGGGAUUUCUUUGCCCUGCAAAAAAAAGGAUUAUCGCAGUGUGUUGGUUAUCUGAGGGUUUUUCGUUUCUGGUGGGCUGGUGCCCCGGUACUGGCGAAAUAAUUUUCUCCCCCGAGAGGGGCUCUCGUCGAGACGCAUCAUCUCAUCACCAAAAGAAACGUGUCGUUCUCAGCUUGUAACUGUGGGCUUCUGUCGUUUGAAAAAUCUGUCAAGUAUAAAUUAUUUAAAGUGUGUUCCGUGCAAGAAAGACCCAUCGAGAGUGAUUUUUUCGUUUCAAGAAAAUCAGUUUAACUGCCACCAACACUAGCGGACGUGUAUAGAGUCAAACAAAAAUUGACGAAAAACUAAGCUGUGUGCACUUGAUACGUGUGUGGCUAAGCGGAAUCCACAGAUGUCGAGAUUCGAAGGUUGCGCCAGCAGUGUCACUUCUGUCGGAAGAUGGAAAAAAUUCGCCAAGGAGCUGAAAGUCUCUUUCGGUUGUUUUCUGUUGUGAAAAUGAGUGCGAAGGGAAAACGGGGAAAUAGCUGCCGCAAGUUUUGAAUAGACCAGACAAAAAAAAAACAGCGAAGAAUACAUUUUUCAUGAAAAAUGGAUAGGUUCAAUGACACGAGAGCAAGAAGCAAACACACAAGCUUAGCGGUGGAAAGAAAGGAAGAAAAAAAGUAUACAAAUAUAAAUAUAUUGGUUGAUAUACACUCUCAUAUUCUUGAAUGACUACACCGACCCGAAGAGUGAGAGUACCGAAACGAGCAGCAGGAACGGGAGAGAGAGAGAGCACGAGCAAGCGAGAAUGAAGUGCGACAAAUGGUGAUGGCGGAAUACGGGGGAGGUGGGGCUAGCGGCACUAGUGCGGAGGGGGGUUUACCUCCAUCGCCAAGAACAACAGCAACAAUUCUAGCGCUACCGAGUGGCCAAGAGUGGAAUGACACUCGUACUCGCGUGGACGGGUGGAAUUGGGGGCCAUGCGUGUGUGUGUCUGUAGUGUAAAACCGCGUGUAUUUGGACCAACACAGCCUCAUCCACAAGAGCCGAACUUAGUAGACCACCGUUUUGUAGCAUACAUGCUCAAAUUACCGAAAAUUGACGCGAAAUCGUUUCGUGGAAUUAUUUUGACAAGUGCUAAUCAAUUAGGAUCUGAUUUGCGUUGGGAUUGGGGUGGGAACCCGGGGGAAUGGGGAUAUUCGGCGAUUUGAGCAAUGCUGCUGCGGAGCGGUAGGUUAACUGUGUAUGUAUGCGAGAGGAGAGGCAAAUUUUGACAGCUGUGCACAGUGCAAUGGAGGUGCCAUCUGGUUCCGUUGACCGGAAACUGUUCACCACUGGCGGCCACUCGCCACCCAAUGGAUUCGGAAGUGAUUAUACUUUGACUGGUCAGAAGAGCCCGGUCUGGUGCGUGUACAGUUGGGGCUAGUUGGGGCGACUAGUGGCUACACCUGACCCCAGUGGCCGGAAGCAGUGUCCGCUCAGCGAGGAAACGUCAGCAGUUCAGCUGUGUGUGCGUCUAUGUCUGCGUGUUUGCCUUUGCUGAAUUUUUACAGGAAUUUUACGCGCUCAUGUAGGAAAGGAUCAAGCAAGAAUUGUUGUAACUCCUUGGCAGUUGAUAUUCAGUGUUCACAAAACAAAAACCAGUGCAAUCGAAUCCGGAGAGCCGCCUAGGCGAAAGAAGUGUGUGCGUGUGUGCGCGAUCUAGCGGCUUCACGAGAAGGGAAUAUUGUAGUGUAAAUAGUAGUGGGCAAAAUAAGUGAGUUCUGGGAAGCAUCGAUCGGAAGCGCAAAUUAAUGUGCGCUAAGAAACGAAAAAUACAAAAAAAUUUAAACUUUUCAACGAAGUGUUUUUAGGAGUGUUGACAAUAAAAAAUAAUAAACCAAUGUUUGUGCUUCGAGCGAAGUUGGAGAAGCCUGAAGUGUGAAAACUAGAGAAAAUAGUGCGAGUGAAUAUUGAUAUUUGGGAGGUCACAUAUUUCAGUCAGCACGAUUCGGUCGACCGUUGCCACAAUAGGGUUAGUUAAAAUGAGUGUGAAAUCGAUCGAGGAUCUGUAUCCUACAUAAUCCAGGCACAGGAAGCCUUCGAAACUGGUGCGAGUGAGUUUGUUUCUGGAACCAGUAUAGUUACGUCGACACUUUGUAUAGUAGCAGCGGGGGUGCGAGAGUGAUUGGGUGCGGGAAGCUUGAGCAACCAAGAUAUGGAUAGCGAUUUCACCGAGUUCUUCAAUCAGACCUGGAAUAGUAAAUUUCAAGGCAAUAAUAGCAGAACGGGACUCGGCGGCGAUGGAAGCGGUGCCGGUGGUGGAACGGGGAGUGGUCUCGGUAUAUUUGUGGGAUCUUCCGCAACAGCAAUGGCUGCUGCUCCGAAGCUUUCAUCGAGACUGACCCAGUCUCACCAGCAGCAUUCUCACCAGCAACAGGGUCCCCACGUUGGUUGCAGCACUUCCGGGGGAAUGACCGGCAACAAUAGCAUCCUUCGGAACGAAAGUCUGCUGGCGGACACACGGCUUUUUCUGAACGAAAUCGCCAACAGCCACAAGAGCCAACAGGAGCAGCACCAACUCCAACAGCAACAUAAUCAAAACAAUAGAAACCUAUUUACAACAAGCAUAGCAGCUGCCGCAACGACUGAUUUACGUGAUACAAAUCUAGGGCCUUUAAGAAAUACCAGUAGCAGUAGUAAUACCAACACUAGCAGUAACAGCAACAAUACCAAUAGUAGUAAUGUCAACAAUAGUCAUAGCUUUACCCGUGAUACCAGAGAGUUUCCCAAGCUCAGCCAUAGACUGAUGCAGCCACUGAACGAUUGUUCCGCGGGCGGGGGAGUACCGGGCGGGACAUCCGGUGGCGGUAAUAGCACCAACACCACCAACAGCAGCAGCGCCGGCACCCGCCAGCAGUCGGCUGGGUUAAUGAACCAGCAGGACUUCAAUGCUUUCUGUUCCUCGCUAACGGCAGCGGCGGCGGCUGCGUCGGCGGCGACAACCAGUGACCUGGCCGACAGUACAACUCCGCCGCCGUCGGUUGCCGGUUCGUCGUCGUCUUCCUCGCUGAACACCAGCAAUCUACUGGCGGCGGCCGCGGCUGCCGCAGCUGCGGCCAGCGGGGAGAUGGGUCCGAGUGCGAGCGAUCUGCUCGGACUGGGCGGACAUCAGCACGAGAAGAAGCCACCGAACUCCAUCCGAGCGCAAAUCGAAAUCAUCCCCUGCAAAGUGUGCGGCGAUAAAUCGUCCGGAGUACAUUACGGCGUGAUAACCUGCGAGGGCUGCAAAGGCUUCUUCCGGCGUUCCCAGAGCUCCGUCGUCAACUACCAGUGCCCCCGGAACAAACAGUGUGUCGUGGACCGAGUCAACCGGAAUCGGUGUCAGUACUGUCGACUGCAAAAGUGCCUAAAGCUUGGAAUGAGCCGUGACGCGGUCAAAUUCGGUAGGAUGUCAAAGAAGCAACGGGAAAAGGUAGAGGACGAGGUACGGUUUCAUCGAGCCCAGAUGCGUGCGCAGAGCGAUGCGGCGCCCGACAGCUCAGUGUUUGACACCCAGACACCCUCGAGUAGUGACCAACUGCAUCACGGUUACAACGGAUACCCGUACAACAAUGAGGUGGGCUAUGGCAGCCCUUACGGCUACUCGACGUCUGUCACACCGCAGCAAACGAUGGGUUACGACAUCUCGGCCGAUUACGUGGAUAGUACAACAACUUAUGAGCCUAGAAGUUCCAUAAUUGACUCAGAGUUCAUAAGCGGACACAAUAAGGACAGCUCACCAAACCAUCGGGCAAUAACGCUGAGCGAUAUUCGGUUGGCCCGAGUUCAACAGACUGCAACAACCACCAGCAGUAGUACCGCUGGUGGGGGCAGUGGCCAACAACAGCAGCAACAAACCGGUCAGCAGCAACAUCAGCUAACCCAGCAGCAGAAUCCCAAUCAGCAAACAGCAAUAACCCCGCUGCCGAGUCAUACCACCGGCAAUAACGACAACAACAGCACAAAUAGUACAAUUAUCGCCAUCAAGCAGGAACAGCUCACGAAUGUGGACAGCAUUGUGGGAAGCUUCGUUGACUCGACGACCUUCCUGCCCUCGCCGAACAGCCAGCAGCAGAUGGUCAACCAAAGCAUGGUUCAAAAUACCGGUACGAACGGGCCCGGAAUGACUCAAACCGUAGUGUCCGGUUCAGAAGUUACAGGCAAUAGCAUAAGGCGGAGUGACUGCUGCCAGCAGAAUCCCGUUUCGUCGGUUGGGAGUGGUACAGGCGGGGGAGGAGCAGACGGCAUCGGGGUGUCCCAUUCGCAUCAUCCCAGCCAGAAUACACCGGUUUCGUUCGGCGAGGACGACAGCUCCUGCGAUUCGCACACCAAGUGGGCCGAAGGCGACAUUAAUGACGUGUUGAUAAAAACCCUUGCGGAAGCGCAUGCAAAUACCAAUCACAAGCUGGAGUUAGUGCAUGAAAUGUUCCGAAAACCCCAGGACGUCACCCGCAUUUUGUACUACAAGAACAUGAGCCAAGAGGAACUCUGGCUCGAUUGCGCCGACAAGCUUACCGCAAUGAUCCAGCAGAUUAUCGAAUUCGCCAAGCUGAUACCGGGCUUCAUGCGAUUAAGUCAAGAUGAUCAGAUUCUCCUGCUGAAGACGGGUUCGUUCGAGCUGGCGAUCGUGCGAAUGUCCCGACUUAUGGAUCUCUCGACCAACUCGGUGCUUUACGGAGACAUCAUGCUGCCCCAGGAAGUGUUCUACACGUCGGACUCGUUCGAGAUGAAGCUAGUGGCGUGCAUAUUCGAGACUGCCAAGAGUAUCGCCGAGCUCAAGCUGACGGAGACGGAGCUGGCGCUGUACCAGAGUCUGGUGCUGAUGUGGCCGGAACGAAAUGGCGUCCGAGGUAACACCGAAAUCCAGCGAUUGUUCGAAAUGAGCACGUCCGCCAUCCGGCAGGAGAUCGAGACGAACCACGCGCCACUCAAAGGGGACGUGACGGUGCUCGAGAUACUGCUGAAUAAAAUCCCAACCUUCCGUGAACUCUCCAUCAUGCACAUGGAGGCGCUGCAAAAGUUCAAGCAAGAUCACCCGCAGUACGUAUUCCCCGCGCUGUACAAAGAGUUAUUUUCGAUCGACUCGCAGCAAGACCUACUGACAUAACAGGAUCACCCGCAGCAGCAGCAACAGCAACAACAGCAGCAUCCGGAGCAGGACUCGGAGCACGUUCCAAUCCCUUGCGCAACCAGUGAGUAUCACCCUCAGCAGGAGCUUCAUCAGUACCACCAGCAACAGCAACAAGAGCAAUAUUUGAAAGGAAAUCCGUCACAAGACAAGAUGGAAGAGGAUGUGGCAAGUAGUGGCAAGAUGGUGGGACCAGCAACGGUUCAAGUGAGUGAUAACAACACCUUCAUCAUCAUCAUCCAACAAGACGGCGAAGUGAUCACUCAGACGAAGUAGUCGACGUUUGGUUUUAAGCACUCAACACGAAGGAUGAAAACUGGCACCACUGUCAAACAUGUGUACGCAUCGCGCUAGGCGAUUCCCCAUAAACUUCUCAUAUUGGUCACUGUUGUAAGCGAACAACCAACUGAGGAGGGACACAAAGCAUUUGCUGCAUAGGUUAAGGCGCGUAAUUCGUUCGAAUCGGUUGGGAGAAAGAAGUGCAUUAUUAUGACAACAUGCAUUCAGAAACUAAAGCCGAAUCCAAACAGAUGGUGACGAUUUCCAAUUUACAACAAAAAAAAAAUCUUCAAUUUUAUAACCUAACAAAUUCCCCCCCACACACACCCACAGCAAUGAAACUUGUUUCGAGCGAAAUAUUUCCGUCGGUACCGUCUGUUUACAUUUAGCCGAAAUGUGUCAAACGGCGCGUGUGCACUGAAACAAAACUGUCUGAAGCUUUAGAAAGCACACUUUUUCCCUUCACAGCAUGGCAAUUUAAAAGGGAGGAUAAAGCAAAAACAUAGUUUAGUGAAACAAUAGUGAAAAUAACGUAUAGAAAAAAAGAAACACACACACAGAGCGAUAGUAAUUGUUGAUGUAAAUGAAUUUAAUGAUUGUUAUAUUAUUUUAAAAGUUUUAAUUUAUAUAUCUUUUUUGUUUUCGCUUAUGUCAUCUUGAACGAUUUUUUAUUUUUAAAAAAUUUAAGGGAAAUGAAAAGAAUGAUGUAAUUUGUAGGUGAAAUUUAUACAUACUAAUAUGUUAAGUUUAGUUCUUAGUGAAUACACAGGCAAGUUAGGGGAAACAACUACGACCGACGACCGCUGAAUCGUUCUGUAUAUUGUUUUUUUUAGAAGAGCCUAGCAGAAACCUGCAAAAAAAUUUGUUCUUUUUAUUAGUUCUACUGUUUCUUGUUCUGUUUAGAUUUUGUUUAGUUUUUUUUUAAUCGCGGCAAACGUACAAAUUUUAUUCUGAUGCGUGCAAAAGUAUGCUUCGUACCGGAGGCAUCAUUUCUAGAUUUUCGAACAACAGAAGACAGCGUAAUUGAGGUUUCAACAGCAGGAACAUUCAGUUGAAUAGAGAAAAUGAUAUAGAAUGCAAAAAUAGAAUCUCUCUCUCUCUAAAUCGUUCGUAUUUUAGGUAGGAACAUUUUCCAUUUUUGUUGGAAAAGUAAAACAAAAAAAUGCAAGAAAAAAUAACGAUGGCAUGAAAAACAAAAACAUUAUGUUUUCCGUACUGAUCAUGCUUUUCCUGGAUAAGCAGAAAGGUAUCAUCUUGUUGAGGAUAUUCAUUUUUGAAUUUUAUUUAGUUUGCAGAACUUUGAAAUGAGAACUGUUUUCCUGUUUUCGCUUUAAAUUUAAAUUUCGAAGUAAUCAACGCAUAGCACGAAAUUAAAUCGAAAUAAACGACGUGGAAGGGUUCGAAGCAGUAUUAGCAGAUAUAACAUACAAUAGAGGGAAAUUUAAAGACUUGAACGAAAAAUACGACGUUUAAAUAUGGAACUAACCAACCAUUCUUUUUUAGGGAAAACAUAAAACGGUUUGAAAGUGGCGUUAGAACUCUGUUUGCCUUAGAAUGCGUCCCAGUCCACAGCGGGAAUGGUCAGAAUAAAAUUUGAAAUAUUGAUACUAGUUUCUCACCACAGUCACCCGCAAAAUGUAUACUCCACCUUCUUUGUCAACCCCUUAAUUUUUUUUUCGGUUCAUGUCUUGCCGUUAGGUCCCAAAAGACUACUGAAAUCAAAUCAAAAGUUUAUUUCUAGGAUGAUUAGGAAUAUUGAAAUCUCUCUAUCUCUUUCUCUCCAAACGGCCUGACACGCUGUGUAGUUGAGCGAAGGUCAACCAAAUGAGUCGACAGACCCGAUGCAAAAAUUGAAAAAAAAAAGAAAACUGAUAAUUAUAUAAUUGGAAAAAGACCCCUCCAUAGAAAAAUUUAAGAACGUAACAAAACAAACAAAAACAUCGUACUGAAUUUAGAAUUAGGUUCUUUUGUCUAAAUUUUUGGAAAACUUUGAGCGAAUAUACGAACAAAAAUAUAAAACCUGAAUAAACGGAGUCAUUGGAAAGUGCAAUCGCUCGUCGGUUCUUUUUAUGGCCUUCCGAUCAGAACUCGACCGGGGCUCGAUUCAUCCGAAUGAUCGCCGACAUGAAAAGAAGGAAAGACCGAACGAAGCAGCAGGUUCGCGGAGCAGGAAGAAGAAGAGAGUCGCGCGCACUGAUUUACUGCUAGGAAACGGAAAAGAAGUUUUUAGUUGUUAGACCGGGAAGACCGACAACCGGGAGGUGGAAGAGCUGGUCGUUCACUCUUCUACGCGACACGAAUGCACACGAAGGAUAGUAGUUUGUCGUGCAUCGUGCGAAACUAGCGGAGAGGAAUGCGAAAAUAUUUCUGCGACUUGGAAAAUGAGAACUUAUAAAUGUAUGGGUGCUUCUAUAUAUAUAUAAAAAAAGAUUGAUAAAAUUAUAUAUUUAAAAAGGUAUAAAAUAAAACAAUUACAGAACAAUGUUGAAAUGACAAAAAACAUACAUACACAAAGAAAACCAGAAAUCUGUAACGGAAAAUUAAAUUCACAAAAAAAAAAGAAAGAUACACACAUGUUGACACGUAAAUCGAAUAUAUAUAUAUUAGAGCGCGGGAUGAGCCAGCAAUUGGGCGGACUGGACAAAUAGGAAGAAAAAAACAAAACCGACUGUAACAUUUUCGCAUCAAAUUCAACUGCCACGAGUCUAGCUGCUGGUCUGUCCCCGACUUCUUUUCAUGAAUGUAAGAAUUAAUUGCCUUAAACGAUAUAUAUAUUAAAUAAUAUACAAUAUAAAAUUAUAUUUAAAAGAAAGCAACAGUAAAACAAACAAUUACUGGAGAUGCGCUGGAGCAGGAGAAAACCUCUCUCACAUACAUACAGAGACACAGUAAGCAAAAAAGGAAAAAAAUAGUGAUUAAUGAUUUUUUUCUAAUCAUAAAUUCAAAGGAAUAAAUUUGUCAUUACGAUAAAGGUAAGAAUAGUUAUCUAAAUUCUAUACAUAAAUAUAACACAAUAAUGAUAAGAGAAGAAAACAACUGAGAAAGGCGAGAAGAAAUAUAAUGUAAUUUAAAACUAAUUUAAAUUGCAAACUCUAAGCAAGAAUAUAAAUAAAUUUAGAAAACACAUCUUGUAUGAAUUUCUUAAGAGACGCCGCAAGUGGAUCUAGAGGAAACAAAAAGCAUAGAAAAAAUAGCGAAUUCGGGUAGGUUUUAAGUUUCACUGAAUAUUAUAAUCUAUUAUACAUAAUAAUUAUAUUGAACGAUUAAUAAACUGAUUAAUCCUUA
Molecule: messenger RNA, 8855 nt
Organism: Toxorhynchites rutilus septentrionalis
Lineage: Eukaryota; Metazoa; Arthropoda; Insecta; Diptera; Culicidae
Gene: Hr3
Product: probable nuclear hormone receptor HR3
Exons: 12
Coding region: 2340-5270 (976 amino acids)
Biological process (GO): regulation of transcription by RNA polymerase II
Cellular component (GO): nucleus
Molecular function (GO): nuclear receptor activity; RNA polymerase II cis-regulatory region sequence-specific DNA binding; zinc ion binding
Source: RefSeq, a predicted model, not a curated record